ACAGAGUCAACUUUAGGAAUUUCUAUUUGCUUUGUAUCUAAUCUGCAAGCCUCACUGACCUUUCAUCAAGAACAAUGGUGCACACAGUUCCUACAUUCAUACCGCAUCCUUCCCGCCCCCCCCCCUUUUUUUGGUGUUGAACUCCAGCCAAACAUUAAAUUACCUUGGGAAGUAAAUGGUGGAAGAGUAAAAAGCACAAAGACGGUAUCUGGCCUCCUUUUAUGAGGACACUCAAUCUUAAUUUAGAGAAAGAGAGAAGAGUCUUUUGUGUGUGUGUGUGUAGCAUGAGAACUGGAAAGAAGUACGAAUUUUUCAGACAAGCCUAUUUUUGUAAGUUUGCAGGUGGACUGUGCUCUUGUUUCAAUGCAGGUGGGGCUGUAGAUCAGGGUGGGGGGGGUGUUUGUGUGAGUGCACAUGUGCACCUAUAUAAAUCCACACCCAUUUUUAAACCAGAGACAUCCAGAAUACUUUCAGCAAGAGCACUUACUAGUUCAGCUUCUUCUGAGAGAUUCUCUAGAAGACAUGAUGUUACACUCAGCUCUGGCCCUCUGCCUUUUACUCAUUGUGGUUUCUUCCAACCUUGCCAUUGCAAUCAAAAAGGAAAAGAGACCUCCUCAGACACUCUCAAGAGGAUGGGGAGAUGAUACCACUUGGGUGCAGAUAGAGGAAGGCCUCUUUCAUUGUCAAAAAAGUAACAAACCAUUGAUGGUUACUCAUCACCUGGAAGAUUGUCAAUACUGCCAAGCUAAAAAAAAAGCAUUUGCCCAAAAUAACGAAAUACAAGAAAUGGCUCAGAAUACUUUCAUCAUGCUGAACUCAUGGCAUGAGACCACUGAUAAGAAUUUAUCACCUGAUGGGCAAUAUGUGCCAAGACUCGUGUUCGUGGAUCCUUCUGUAACAGUCAGAGCUGAUAUAACUGGAAGAUACUCCAACACAUUAGACACAUAUGAACCUCAGGAUUUACCGCUAUUGAUAGAAAACAUGAAGAAAGCAUUAAAACUCAUUCAAUCUGAGUUAUAAUGGAUUAUCCCUAAGAGGACAAAUGUCACGAAGAAAACCUUCUGGGUACUGACUAAUACUAAAUGGGCAAGUAUAUGGAUUUUGUAACAUUUCUAUUUCAAUUUUUAAUGUGUUUGCAGUAUUCCUGUGAAGGUAAAAUGGUAUUUCAAUAAAUGUCAAAACCUGAGCAUGAUAAUAUAGUAUUUCUGCCUGCAUCAGCAGCAAAGAAAGCUUGUCAUGAGCUGACAGUGAUAGUGGAAACAGGAAGACAUGAAUAAGAGGUGUCUACACUGAUUGGUUCUAUUUCCUUAUCUAUCAUUCAUCCCACCAAGUAACCUAAUCUUAAUUCUGCCCCCUCAACUGUAUCAAACCUGCAAGUUUAGGUGGCAAAUGAUCAGCAUGUUGCCAAGGCGAAUGGAUGCAUCUCUGCCCACUUAAUUAUUUGAACUCUUAGCAGCAUAACUUUCAGAGUUAACCAUUUCUUUUUUCACUCUAAAAUAGACAUUUAAAAACUAAUUACAAUGAAUUAAAUCUUAAAUAUGUUUUCCUUGAGUUGCUGGGUGGAUAUUUAACACUCCUAAUAAUUUUAAGAAGACUAUAACUGCUGCCAGAAUAUUAAAGAAUUUCUCCAGUUAGCCAAUAGAAGAGGAGUAUAUCCGUUCUGAAAUUAUCAACCAUGCAAGCACCAACUCAAUGCUUCACAGGAAGCUUCUGGAAUAUCAUAUCCAUGUCUUCUAUUCCCUUAAAUAAAACCAAAAACUUCUAAUUUUUUAUGGAUAAAAUUUCUAUAAUCAGUUGAAGUAAUUCUAAUUACUAAUGGAAAUCCCAUAAUCAGCUGGAAGUAAUUCUAAGAAGAGAGAAUGUUUCAGAUAGGCAAACACAUUCCUAAUCCAUAGGAUUUGAUUACAUUUAAAUAAUCUGGCAUUUUUGACAUAUGAAAGUACACUUUUACGAGAUAGAUAAAUAACAUCUAUGAAAUUGGUAUCUGACUAAUUCCAAUGUUUCAUGAGUGAGAGGA
Messenger RNA from Vicugna pacos (alpaca), 2017 nucleotides. The record is from RefSeq and is a predicted model, not a curated record. Lineage: Eukaryota; Metazoa; Chordata; Mammalia; Artiodactyla; Camelidae.